Condylostylus longicornis is the source of this 443-nucleotide messenger RNA. Its product is annotated as transmembrane protein 203-like. Gene Ontology annotation, biological process: intracellular calcium ion homeostasis. NCBI's taxonomy places the organism in Eukaryota, Metazoa, Arthropoda, Insecta, Diptera, Dolichopodidae. Bases 1 to 420 code for a protein of 139 amino acids. The record is from RefSeq and is a predicted model, not a curated record. The transcript has a single exon. Gene Ontology annotation, cellular component: endoplasmic reticulum.
AUGUUUAAAUUAUCAGAAUUGGUAAAAUGGUUAGGACUGACAGAAUUUGAAAUACUGACAAACUUGACUGGUUUAUUAGUCUUUACUGUUUUGUUGUCUUUAAAAAUUGAAGCUGAGCAAAAAUUUUCAUUAGAUUGGUUAAGUGUUUUUAGCCCGUUAUUUUGUAGUGACAUAUGUAAUUCAUAUUUUUGUAUUAUAGUAGGUAUAAGAAUGUAUGCAGAUAAUGAAAACAGAAGAAAGUCACUGCAUCGUCUAAUGUGGAGCACGUAUUUUUUAGUUUUAACUGGAAUUUUCAAAUAUUUACUAUGUUUAAAGUUAUCUGGCCAAACUGCUUUAGAAUAUAGCGAGGUUUUCUCACCAAUAUUUGUAUUAUUGCAAUUAAUAGCCGUUCGAGCUUGUCAGCUUCCUAACACAAAUUAGAGAAUUAAAUAAAGUUAGAAUAA